GGUUACACUUAUUCAACGUUUUUGUGUUUAUACAAGUCUAUAGUAUAAAAUACGUAAAUCAGGUCACAUAGAAGUUUUCACUUAACUAGCUUUAUAAUCCGAAGUUAUCUUAUUUAUAACAAAUUACUCAAGUGUAGUUCACGUCUUUAGUAUCAUUCAUCACCCAGCCUGCUACUUCUAAUACAAAAGUACCAUAGUCACGUGUAUAAGCACUUAAGCACUUACAGGCUAUAUCUAUAACACGAUGCAUACGACGCUACCGUGGCGAAAUGAUAACUCGCAGUUGAAGCCUCAACAUCUAAAGGAAAAUCACGGUCAUUUAUCGCACUAAAAUGACCAACACCAGCAAAACCAUUGAAACACUAGUUGAAAAAGAUAUCAGCCCUAAACUCUAUCACCAUACGUGGACUCUCGCUAUCGAACAGCUUAGGAAACAGGAAGGCGGCUGCUUUGAAUUAGAUGGUAUAUCCAAACAAGAGCCCUUGGCAACUCUAAACGAUGUCCUUAAAGCAACGAAUGAAAAGAAAGACGAGUGUAUUAAGAAAAGGUGGAAGGUUACUCUCAAAGGGCGUACGAUUAUAUUACGCGACGUGCUUGAGAAGAUUGCUGUAUGGGUCGACAAGUUUUUGAUGUUUGGUGAUAUCGCUAUCCAAUAUGAUCCCGUCAGUGCUGCACUUCCAUGGGCAGCUGUGAGGUUGAUUAUGAAAGCUACAGUGAACGACGUAGAAGCAUUUGGAUACGUAUUGCAAUCUAUUGAAAGUGUAGCCAAUAUCAUUGCUAGUUGCAGUAUUAUUGAACGUCACUUUCUACAGCCGGAGCAUUCCAGGAUGAAGGUUUUUGAACAGCUUUCUAAGUCCGUCGUAUCGCUUUACGUCUCUAUUCUGAAUUAUCUCUCCUCAAUACUUCACUAUUAUGGAAAGAACUGGGUGAUUCGGUUCAUGAAGAGCGUGGUAGUUUCUAAGACUGAACUUGAAGCAAAGUAUUCAACCAUCACAACUACAAAAAAGGAUCUUUGGGACCUCCUUGAACUUGCGGAAUCUGAGAAGUCACAGACCAUACUUGAAAGCCUUAAGAAUGUGACAGCGGCACAGAUAGCUCAAAACAGCGACUUCAGGUCCUUUUCCACUGAGCUACAAAAUCUUGAAGAGCCAGUCCAGAGGAUUGACCACCAUGUUCAAACAAUAAACGAUAAUCUCGAGCGAGAUACGAGAGCACAGGUUCUGAGGGCUAUCUCCACUAUCCCAUACGCAGCACACCACAAAACAGUUAAGCGAGGUCGCUUGAAGAAUUCUGGACAGUGGUUAUUCAAGAAAAAGGAAUAUAAAAUAUGGCGUGAAGAAAGUGUCUCUUCGGUUCUAUGGCUACACGGGAUACCAGGCUGUGGAAAGACCAAAUUGGCAUCCAUUGUGAUUGAUGAACUAGGAAAUUGCGAUAAUCUUGCAUACUUUUACUGUAUGCGAAACCCAGCCGAACCCUUUCGAGCUCAGUGCAGCAAGAUCCUAGCUAGCCUCGUACGUCAAUUAGCCAGCCAGGGAACUGACAAUCCAAUUCUUCCACCUGUGGUAGAACAUUAUGAAGAUGCCAUCGCCGGUUUCGAAGGGUUUGAAGACCAGCAUUGGGAUACUGAGGAGUCUAUAGGAAUUUUGUCAGCACUCAUGGAUCAUUAUCCGACAGCGACGGUAGUUAUUGAUGCCCUGGACGAAGUGGAAUUACAGGAUCGCCAGGAGUUAAUGGAUGCGUUGAGUCAAAUUCUCCAAGAGUCGCCUAAUUUACUCAAAAUAUUUGUUUCUAGCCGAGACAAUUACGAUAUCGCGCUACACUUGGAGGGAUCACCCAACGUGUAUAUCGAUGCGGAUGAUAACGCUGGAGACAUCUCGGCGUUCAUCAAGGAUCAGUUAGCUUCGGCAAGGCUGCUACGAAAUAACUUACCUGAUUCUCUACGAGAUGAAAUUAUCGAGACGUUAGUUAAAGGCGCCCGGGGAAUGUUUCGAUGGGUAGAUCUUCAAAUUCAAUCCCUUCGUCCAUUAAAAGUGGCGGCAGAUGUCAAAGCUCGCCUCGGUGUUCUUCCCUCUACUCUAGAAGGUUCCUAUUGGGAAAUCUACCAGAGUAUCUUAGAGUCAGGGGACCACGCUGCAGCACUUGCGAAUUUUACAUUCCAGUGGCUUAUGUAUGCCAAAAAACCUCUCUCCAUCGACGCCUUUGCGUCUAUUGCGUCCUCUUCUCUGUCUCCUGAAAAGAGUAAUACUUUCAGCGGGGCCGAGGUUACCGACGUCUGUUCAAACCUCAUCGUUAUCCGAGGAGAAGCUUUUGAGUUCGCUCAUUUAUCGGUGAGAGAGUUUUUCGAGGGUAUUUCAAAGCGCGGCAUACAGACGUUUCUUUCCGUCCAGAGCAAUAGCUUCAUCACAGUUGCUUGCCUUCGCUAUCUCACGACGCAACUACUCCAAACCCCAGGCAUUAUCACCGAAACCAUCAACAGCGAGGUAAAAAAGUCUUCCCCAGGCUAUCUAGGAGUUGGGUAUACUCAGGGGACUAACGCGGAAUACGAAUCACGAAAACGUUCUAUAUCCCAAUUCGUUAGUGACCUUACUUCAGGUCUUCAAUCGGAGCCCAUUAUUUAUACCGCGCAUUUUUGGGUAUCCCAUGCGCGUAAUAGUUCCAACCUCCGGGAAUCGGAACCAUUAUCGAGGCUUAUAAAGGAGUUUCUUAUAGAUCCUCAUUUCCUAUUGAUCACUCCUGCUUUCGUUCUCUGGUGUGAAAUAUUGCAAUCUAAAGAACCGGAUUCUGAUAUAUUAUCCGCCGAAAAUCGAUUCUGGGAAAAUGCCAACAUCGUUUCUCGACCAUUUCAUCCCAUAUGGCUUGCUUGCGCCAAUAACUGGUUUGAUGUUAUACAAUAUCUAUAUGAUGCUCACCGUCUAGAUAUAGGACGGCCCGAAUAUUGCAAUUAUGGGGAUCUAGUUGAUAAUGCUACAGCUUGGAGCAACGUUUUGGAACACGCUAUCAGAAAUGGCAAUGUAUCCAUCGUAGAAUCCAUCCUUUCAUGCUCCAUAAAUCCGAUGAAGCAAUUAAUAUCUAGAAAAGAAAUAGAGCCUUUGGUCUUGGCAGCAAAAGCAAACGAUACUAACAUGCUCUCCCUUCUCUUGAAGAAGGAGCACGGCGGAUCCGAAAUAGAAGGGAGAGCUGCAAUAAUAGCCGCUUCCAAUGGACAUAAAAGCAACCUGGAGUUACUUGUCCAUCACAAUGCUCAACUGUUACGAGAUCCAGGAAUCGUACGCCCAGCACUACUUCAAGCCUGCCAAUUAGAUCAUGUUGAUAUUGCGACUUACCUCAUUGAAAACGGUGUCCCAACUGAGCGGGGGGAGAAUUUUCUCUUUCAUGCUGUAGCUCAAAGCCGGACUAACAUUACAAAGCUACUCCUUGACAGGGGAAUAGGCCUAGCAGGGCUUAACAAGGCCCUCAUAACAGCCAUAUCCCAAGCAGACGAAGAAAUUGCACAGCUGUUACUAUACCGCGGAGCACAAAUGGAAAAGGUAGCAGUAGUACGAUCUGUCCGAGCAGGGUUAGUUGAUUCUACCGUACGACUCAUAAAAGCAGGGUUCAAUGCACAAGGCCACUACCUUGAGAAGCAAAGAACAGCUCUACAUUAUGCAGCUGAACAAGGCUCCUUGAAAGUUAUCCAGGCUCUAGUAGAAUCGAGAGUUACUAUCAAUAGCUACGAUCAUGAUGGACAAACACCGCUGCACCUGGCUGCUCAAAGGGGGCAUCUUGCAUGCGUGGAUUUGCUACUUAGCAACGGUGCAGAUGUAUUAGUGAAGAAUAAAAACGGCAAGGUUCCAUUGGAUUUGGCAGAGAUAAGACACCAUAUAUCAACGGCAGAGUUGAUAAGAAAACGGAUGACAGUAUUGAAGGAUGAACCUCUUCACUUAGAAUCACAUGAAAGAGCAGCUGAGGACUAGGUACAUAAGGAGGUAGUUAUAAUUAGAUACGCAAGAUGAAAGUCUUUAUUAAAGCGGUGGUCGAAAACAACGCAAAUAGAAAGCUAUAGCGAAGUUGAAGUCAUAUUCCUGAUUGAGGAAAGACAGAAAACCAUUUCUCUGGAGGUUGCAUGCAAAAGAUCGAGAAGAUCUCAAGAAGAGCCAUCAAUAUUGCCGUUUCUAUGCUGGUGGCUACUAUAUCAAUGUCGCAAAGCAGCUUUGAAUACGCUUCGACUAGUAAAUUUGAUGCAUAUCACCGUUGUGAAUUCGAAUAUGUCGGUACAGCUCGUGGAUGUAUGAAUGGGGAUGGCCACAACCGGGCCAGUGGCAGAUUAACUCGCCAGGCUUGUCACCUGCCGAUUCUAUAGUCUGAUGUUC
Molecule: messenger RNA, 4349 nt
Organism: Daldinia decipiens
Lineage: Eukaryota; Fungi; Ascomycota; Sordariomycetes; Xylariales; Hypoxylaceae
Exons: 7
Coding region: 333-3953 (1206 amino acids)
Molecular function (GO): protein binding
Source: RefSeq, a predicted model, not a curated record